CUUUGACCCGUUGACUCAACUAUUUCUUGUUUAAUAAUCGUUUCAUCUCCUCAGGAGCAAGUUCCCAUGUCCUGCCUUUCACCUGCUGUUCACCCACUGCUCAUUUAAGGUACACCUGGCUCCGCCUUCCCCAGGUGUUCCCAGUUGUCACUCAGCCGAGCUUGGCCCAGGUGUUCCCAGUUGCCAAUCGGCUGAAGGAGAAGGAGGAGCGGAUCACUACUCCGGAUGUCUCUGCUGUGUCAGAGCUCUUUUGCCUUUUUGUUGUGUUUCCUGGAGGACGUGUUAGGAUUAGGUUUUCGCAGCUUUAUUUCUCCCGUUAAGUUCUGUUGGAUUUUGGGUAGCGGAGGAAGGCUCUGGAUCCACGGUCCGUGGUGUGGUUGGCCCAAGUCCCCUCCGUCUGUUUGUUUGUUUUACCUGUCCUCCAGUGGAAUGAUUAAGUAUUGUGGCAAUAAAUGUACGAUUACAGUUUAGUGCCUACGUGUUGUGUACUUUUGUUUUAUGUUGCGGACUGCCUCACGAGCCACUACUAUUGAGUAGGGAGGCGGGUCGUAACAUAUGGGGGCUCGUCCAAAGGCUGUCUCGGGCAGGUGUGGUGAGUAGUAUUACUUUGUAAAAGGCCCUUGACAGCAUUUAUUUGUUUGGUUGGCUGUAUAGCGUAGAGUUGCAGUGAUGGAUUUUGACUUGGAGGGGUUUGUUGGUGAUCCGACUCGGGGGAAGUUGGAUGCAUGUAGCAAACAGCAGCUUGGUCUGAUCGCAGGCAAAUUUGACGUGGUAGUCAAUAAGCAAAACAAGUCAUUAAGGAACAGCUGUUGGCUGCGCUUAUAGAUCAGGAGGUAUUGUCGGAGGAGGAAGUAGACGUUCCCAUAGACGACGAGACAGAGGUCUCUCAGAAAGUGAGCGACCUUCAACUUCAGCUAGAGCUGCGCAAGCUGAUGGUUAGAGAGAAGGAGAGUGAUAACAGACUGAGAGAGAAGGAGAUCGCCUGUAAUCUCGAAUUGAGGAAAUAUGAGGCGGAGUUACGUUUGAGGGAGCUGGAGCUGAUGUCUUACCAGACUCAGCAGUUGGGGUCUGCGCAACCUCAUGAUUUUGACGUAGGCAAGUAUACUCGGUUUAUCCCAGUAUUUAACGAAAAAGACGUUGAUAGCUAUUUUGUCCUGUUUGAGCAUGUAGCAACAACGUUUAAAUUGCCUUGGAACAUGUGGACCGUUAUGCUGCAGUGCGUUCUCGCGGGUAAAGCGCAGGAGGUGUAUACUGCGUUAUCUGAGGAGGUUAGCCGGGAUUAUGAACAGGUGAAAGCUGCAAUUCUGCGCGCUUAUGAGCUGGUGCUUGAGGCAUACCGUCAAAAGUUUCGUGGUUUGAAAAGACAAGAUUGUCAAGCGUAUGUGGAAUUCGCCCGUGAGAAAGAGGUUCUGUUUGAGCGAUGGUGCUCAUCGACGGGGACAAAAUCUCUAGAGGACCUAAAAACAUUAGUGCUCAUGGAAGAAUUUAAAAACUGUUUGCCUUACACAGUAGCCACAUACCUCAAUGAGCAAAAACCGGUGAAACUGUUUGAUGCUGCGGUUUUGGCUGAUGAAUAUGUGCUUACUCACAAGACUGUCUACAGUGAGAGGACUAGGGCACAGGCCGGGUUUGUGGACAAUAAUAUCAGAGAAACCCCAGUGUUCACUAAAGUGCCAUGGCAGUCCAGCAGGCCAAGAGUUGCUGAGGAAAAACCGGGAGAGGUGAAUUGGGGAUCUACGGAUAGGCCAGUGUGUCAUUACUGCAAGAAAAGAGGUCAUAUUGUUGCAAAUUGUUAUGCUUUGCGGGAUGAGGAGAAGCCUGUAAAGACGGUCGCUUUGGUGAGUACUUCAAAGCCAGGGUCUCUCAAAUCUGAACUGGAAGUUUUUGCUCCGUUUCUCAUGGAGGGAAUGGUGUCUUUACCGGGGAAGAACAACAGGGUUCCAGUGACCAUUUUGAGGGAUACAGCAGCUUCGCAAUCCUUUAUGAUAAGGGGUGUGUUGCCUCUCUCUGAGGAGUCUGCUGUGGGUUCAGGUGUUCUUGUGAGGGGGUUUGGUAUGCAGUGUGUGGGUUCGCCAUUGCAUAAUAUUCAUCUUGAGUCAGAUCUGGUCACAGGUCCGGUAACUGUCGGGGUUCGGCCAUGUCUUCCCAUUGAAGGGGUAGAUUUGGUCUUGGGGAAUGAUUUAGCUGGUGGCAGAGUGCUCGUUAAGCCGGGAGUGAAUGCGGUGGCAGUCACCCGCGACAGUUUUACGGCUACGGGAUUGGACAGACCGGUCAGGGAUCCUCCAUCAUGGCGUGAGGGUGGGAAAUCAGGUACGAUAAGCCCUGGGGCUGUUCAUAACCCUGUCGCUGCCUGUGUGGAGGCGCUGUCCAGUGCUAAAAGUGACACCCCUGUCAAUCAAUCAAUCAAUCAAUGUUUAUUUAUAUAUCACAAAUGUUACAUUUGUCUCAGUGGACUUUACAGUUUGUACAAAAUAUCAGUAUGACAAUACGACACCCUCUGUCCUUAGACCCUCACAUCGUACAAGGAAAAACUUCCGAAGAAAACCCACAGUUUAAAGGGAAAAAUGGGAGAGCAACAGAGGAGGGAUCCCUCUCCCAGGAUGGACAGACGUGCAAUAGAUGCCGUGUGUAAAACCCCUGUCACCUCGGAGGCCCCGAUCGCUGCGGAGACUCUGGCCAAUAUGGAGUCUCAUUUGGCACACUUGCCUGAUGCGCAGCGUGCAGAUGUAUGGGAGCUGAUCGUGAGGUGGAGCGCCCUGUGUCGUACCGCUCCGGGAAAUUCAAUCCCCACCAGCGGGUGUGUUCCACCAUUGGUUCCACAGUCGAAAAGGAGGCACUGGCUAUGGUUCUGGCUUUGAACCAUUUUGAGGUAUAUGUGGGGUCAUCAAACAUUCCUGUCACUAUUUUCACCGAUCACAACCCCCUUGUGUUUCUGCAGAGAAUGCGUAACACAAAUCAAAGGUUGAUGCGGUGGAGUAUUUUCAUGCAAGCCUUCAAUGUUGAGGUCAAACACAUUCGUGGCAAGGAUAAUGUGUUGGCUGAUGCAUUGUCGCGCUUAUAAUAUAGCAGUUAUUGUGUGUUGUUAACCUGUCUGGUGUGUGGAAUGAGUGGUGGUGAGCACGUCUGUCAACUAAGGUUGAUUGUUGUGAUUGUUUUGUUUUAUGUUGCGGACUGCCUCACGAGCCACUACUAUUGAGUAGGGAGGCGGGUCGUAACAUAUGGCUAGUAAUUGACUAUUUCAACAGAAUGUGAAGAGGUCACAGUCUUGAGGCCAUGUCCAAUAUGUUUAUGUUUUGUGUGAUUAAAUCUACUGA
Messenger RNA from Gymnodraco acuticeps, 3314 nucleotides. RefSeq lists its product as uncharacterized. NCBI's taxonomy places the organism in Eukaryota, Metazoa, Chordata, Actinopteri, Perciformes, Bathydraconidae. The transcript is spliced from 2 exons. The record is from RefSeq and is a predicted model, not a curated record. The coding region runs from base 933 to 2483 and encodes 516 amino acids.